AUGGAUGACAGGAUUGGUCAGAUGGAUGACAUGGGAUUGGUCGCCUUCCAUGCACUGAAGAAGCAUGACGGGCGCUCCUUCCGCAUGCUGCUGCCAGGGGAAUACACGCAGAUGGCCGGCAGGGCGGGCAGGCGAGGACUGGACAAGUUUGACACGUUUGGCACGGUGAUCAUCUGCUGCUGGGAGGGCGAGGAGGUACCAAGUGAGGUGGAUCUGAGGCGGGUGCUGACUGGCAAGGCCACCAAGCUGGAGUCGCAGUUCCGCCUCUCCUACGCCAUGAUCCUCAACCUGCUGCGCGUGGAGGACCUCACAGUGGCCGCCCCUUCAUGCCUCUCUCCAACGCCUCUGUCCAACGCCUCUCUCCAACGCCUCUCUCCAACGCCUCUCUCCAACGCCUCUCUCCAACGCCUCUCUCCAACGCCUCUCUCCAACGCCUCUCUCCAACGCCUCUCUCCAACGCCUCUCUCCAACGCCUCUCUCCAACGCCUCUCUCCAACGCCUCUCUCCAACGCCUCUCUCCAACGCCUCUCUCCAACGCCUCUCUCCAACGCCUCUCUCCAACGCCUCUCUCCAACGCCUCUCUCCAACGCCUCUCUCCAACGCCUCUCUCCAACGCCUCUCUCCAACGCCUCUCUCCAACGCCUCUCUCCAACGCCUCUCUCCUACGCCUCUCUCCUCAACCUGCUGCACGGUGAGGACCUCACUGUGAGUGGGCUGCUGCAGUACGGGCGUGAAGAGGAUACAGUUGACCAUCCCACCGUGCCUUUCUCACCCUCCCUCAUCUCUCACCCACCCCUCUGCAAUGCUGUGGAAGACAUGUUGAAGCGCAGCUUUGCGGAGGCACAUGCACAGCGCCUGCUACCCCAGCAGCAGAAGAUGCUGCAGGCGGGCGAGCACGCCCUCGCCCAGCUCGCCAACGCCCAGCCCAUCAGCUGCAUCCUGGGCGACCCCUCGCUCAUAGAGCACUACUAUGACGUGGCAAGUGAGGCGCGUGAGCUGGAUGCAGCCCUGCAUGACGUGGUCAUGCGGUCCCGACAGGCCUCUCAGCUGCUGACACCUGGCAGGGUCGUAUUGGUGCAGCCGGCCGAGACGGCGUCACCCCACGUGGCAGCGCUGCUCAAGGGCCCGUUCGGCCCCACGCCAGCCAAGCACUCUUUCCUCGUGCUCUCCCUGCCGCGCUCCUCUGCUGCACAUGCACCGGGGGAGAGCGGGGAGAGCGGCGACGGACGCGGCGGCGAGGGCUCUGGGAAUGGACAGGCGGGGCGAGAGGAGGAAGGGAGGGAGGAGGAGACGAGGGUGGGUCGAUCCUUCAACCAGGUCACAGUGCUGGGCACGGGUCCCAACGGGCCUAUAGUCGUCAACAUGCGGUUACCGCAUCGCGGCACUGUAGCGGGCACGUGUUACACGGUGGAGCAGAUCCCUGCCGCCCAGCUCGUGGGGGUGUGCCGAGCCAAGGUUGCUCUGGAUGUGCCGAGCCUGCUGGAGGAGGUUCGGGUGCCGGCGUAUGCUGCAGUAGUGCAGGCGCUGGUUCAGGUUCGGGAGGAGUGUGCUCCUGCCGACCCUCCCCUCAUCGACCCCAUCAAAGACCUCAAGAUCGCUGACUCAGCAACGGCAGCCAUGCACAAGCGCCAGCUGGCACUACGGGAGUUGCUGCCACGCAGCCCGUGCCAUGCGUGCCACCGAUUGGACGAGCACUACGCUGCGGUCGCCUCUCACCGCCAGCUGUCGCAACAGGUGGAGCAGCUCAAGGCAAUGACGAGCGACCAGGCACUGCAGCAGCUGCCAGAUUUCCACCUGCGGGUGGAGGUGCUUCAGACCCUGGCCUUCAUAGACUCAGAUCGCAUAGUGCAGCUCAAGGGGCGGGUGGCGUGUGAGAUGAACAGCGCUGACGAGCUGCUCGCCACCGAGUGCCUGCUCAACCACCACCUCGCCGCCCUCUCGCCGCCCGCUGCUGUCGCGCUGCUCUCGGCGUUUGUUUUCCAGCAAAAGGACGCGUCGCCGCCCCAGCUCACUGCGGAGCUGGCCCAUGCGAGGAACAAGUUGCUGGACCUGGCAUACUUCCUGGGCGACCUCCAGAGGCGAGUGGGGCUGCCCACAUCAGCAGAAGAGUAUGCAGCAGCCACUCUCAACUUUGGACUCAUGGAGGUGGUCUACGAGUGGGCUCUGGGCACGCCAUUCGCUGACAUCUGUCCGCUGACCAACGUGGCCGAGGGAACUAUCGUGCGCACCAUUCUUCGGCUCGAUGAGACAUGUCGAGAGUUCCGCAGUGCCGCUAGGCUGCUGGGGAAUGCAGAGCUCAUGGCAACCAUGGAGGCGGGAUCUGUUGCCAUCAAAAGAGACAUUGUAUUUGCUGCCUCACUUUAUGUCUCAUGA
Messenger RNA from Closterium sp. NIES-65, 2373 nucleotides. NCBI's taxonomy places the organism in Eukaryota, Viridiplantae, Streptophyta, Zygnematophyceae, Desmidiales, Closteriaceae. The record is from the annotation of a GenBank genome assembly.